AUGCUUCUACCAAGGAGACUGUUGAGACCUCGCCUUGCGUUCCUUAACUUACACUUUUGCCGUCUGUUACUGGGAUUUGGCCUUCUCUAUGGGCUCGCAGUCAAUUGGGCCCGCGCCCGAAGUUGGCGUGAUCCAACAUCGGCCUUUUUCGCAGAAGACAAGGCUUACGAGCCCGCCUACUCAGUCCAGCGUGGAGAGCAAGCCAAUGCUUUCCUAGAACAUGCCAACAAUAAUACCCUUCCCCUCCAUUUUCAGACCAAAGUAUCUGCGCAUCCCACGAUAUGUGUGGGGAUUACUUCGGUGGCACGGAGGGGUGCAAAUUAUCUCCAAGGCGCGGUAGGGUCGGUGCUGGAGGGCCUUACGGCGGCAGAGAGAGGAGAUUUAUACCUGAUCGUCCUGAUCGCGCACUCGAAUCCAGCAGAGCAUCCGGCGUACGUGGAGCCGUGGCUUCAUACCCUCGCAGACAAGGUUCUUCUCUACGACCCCGAUCGGGUGGAUGUAGAGCACAUCCGCGAAUUGGAAACCCCGGAGGCGAAGAGCUUUGCGCGCGAAAAGGGGUUGCUGGACUAUAUUUAUCUUCUGAGGGCGUGCGAAUCCGUUAAUACAUCCUACACUGUGAUGCUUGAGGAUGAUGUUAUUGCUCUUGAUGGCUGGUACCAUCGGACUAAAAACGCCCUGUCUCUUGCUGAACAACAGACCAUUGAGGAGGGUGUAGACAAGUGGUUAUACCUUCGACUCUUCUACACUGAACAAUUCCUUGGAUGGAACUCGGAAGAAUGGCCCGCCUACCUCUUGUUCUCUCUCCUUGCCGCACUGGGAGUGGUGGCCAUAGCAACGGCUAUCCGCCACUGUCGCCCAGCUACGACUGCAUACCUUCCAAACGAGAUAAUUGCUCUCCUCGCCUUCGUUAUGACUCCUCUCCUGAUCAUCCUGUUCUUUGCUGCCGGGAGGAUCACAAUGCUUUCGAUACCUGCAGGAGUGCACGAGAUGCCCAAGUUCGGCUGCUGUUCUCAGGGAUUGGUCUUUCCACAGUCUCGCAUCGGAGAUUUGGUAUCCUGGUACGAGUCUAAGAGAGCUGGGUACGUCGACAUGCUUACAGAAAUCUACGCCGAUGAGAACAACGAGAUACGUUGGGCGUUGACUCCUAGUGUACUGCAGCAUGUUGGGAGCAAGAGUUCGAAGACGAAUACGCCGGGGGAUCACAAACACCGACUGACGGUUUCCGAAACGAUCUGGAAUUUCAUGUUUGAGGAGAAUGAUAUGGAGCAGCUACGCCGGGAGCAUAAACAGCAGGCCGAAGCAGAAAUAUAG
Messenger RNA from Penicillium bovifimosum, 1311 nucleotides. RefSeq lists its product as uncharacterized. The record is from RefSeq and is a predicted model, not a curated record. Lineage: Eukaryota; Fungi; Ascomycota; Eurotiomycetes; Eurotiales; Aspergillaceae. The transcript has 2 exons. The coding region runs from base 1 to 1311 and encodes 436 amino acids. Gene Ontology annotation, cellular component: Golgi membrane. Gene Ontology annotation, biological process: GPI anchor biosynthetic process. Gene Ontology annotation, molecular function: glycosyltransferase activity.